Messenger RNA from Python bivittatus (Burmese python), 866 nucleotides. Its product is annotated as phospholipase A2 inhibitor alpha-like protein. Lineage: Eukaryota; Metazoa; Chordata; Lepidosauria; Squamata; Pythonidae. The record is from RefSeq and is a predicted model, not a curated record.
UUUGCACAGAACUCAUGUUGCCCAAUCCAUGACUGAUAUAAAAGUACCCUUGCACUGGACAGAAAGCAGUUUCUGUGAGCCUCAUCUAGAACAGCAGAAAUCCCAGUGUUGCACGGUCAAAAGAUGCAUCUGAUUCUGGUGUCCAGUCUUCUUCUUUUGGGGACAUCUCUGGCCAACGGACAUGAAACGGAUCCUGACGGACAAAUCCUGCAUUCUUUGGUUGAAAAAGUACACAAACUUGAAGAAAAAGUAGAGCACGUGUCAAAUGCCUUUUUUACAGUCCACAAAGCUCGGUCUUUUGGAAGUGGCAGUGAAAGGUUAUACGUGACUAACAAGCAAGAAAGGAACUUUGAAAUUCUCAACUUGACAUGUACCGAAGCCGGUGGCCAUAUUCCUUCUCCUCAACUAGAAAAUGAGAAUAAGGCCUUUGCAAGCGUUUUGGAAAGGCACGACAAAACAGCCUAUCUUGUCAUCCAGGAUUCACCAAAGUUCACCCACUGGGCUGAGGGAGAACCAAACAACGCUGAUGGAACCAAGGCAUGUGUGAUAGCAGAUAAACACGGAGAGUGGCACUCUGCAUCCUGUGAAGAAGUGCUCUUGGUCGUGUGUGAAUUUUCUUUUAUUGAAUGAGAACGAAGACUAGUGUGCUGUGCUAAGUAGAGGGGCUACCUAGAGCUAACACGCCGAAAUCAACUCUACCAACCAGGAGACUUUAAGAAGACCCCCACCCUUAUCUAUCACCUGGGAAUGCUGUGGGCAUAAAAAUGUAGAGCACCUAUGAAUGAUUCCAUUUGCAUUUUGAGUAUAUACAAUAUAUAUAUUCAAGAAUGGUAAAUAAAUGCAUGAAAUAAAUGUCACUUUCUCUG